Molecule: messenger RNA, 1065 nt
Organism: Lolium rigidum
Lineage: Eukaryota; Viridiplantae; Streptophyta; Magnoliopsida; Poales; Poaceae
Product: GDSL esterase/lipase APG-like
Exons: 5
Coding region: 1-1065 (354 amino acids)
Cellular component (GO): apoplast
Molecular function (GO): hydrolase activity, acting on ester bonds
Source: RefSeq, a predicted model, not a curated record
AUGGAGGUCAGGUGUUUGCUGCUCAUGGCCGUCUUGCUUCCGACGUGGCCAACAUCACACGGCGAAGAAGCAAGACCUCUGAUUCCCGCGGUCAUGGUGUUUGGUGACUCUCUGGUUGACGUCGGUAACAACGACUACAUCCUCACCAUCGGCAAGGCAAAUUUGCCUCCCUACGGCAGGGAUUUCAAGGACCGUGUCCCCACGGGGAGGUUUCGCAACGGCAAGCUGAUGAUAGAUAUCAUAGCUGAAAAGUUAGGGUUUACUGCCUCUCCUCCUGCUUAUCUCAGCCCGGAGGCGUCAGGGCUCAACCUUCUGAUGGGAGCCAAUUUUGCAUCUGGUGGAUCCGGUUACUACGACCCUACGGCACGUAUUGCUAAUGUCAUCUCCUUGUCUCAACAAUUGGAGUACUUCAGAGAGUACCAAUCUAGGCUGGCAGCGUUGGCUGGGCACAGCUAUACUAACUCCACCAUCUCUAGCUCACUCUACAUCAUUGCAGCCGGCACAAGUGACCUAGGCGCCAACUACAACAUCAACCCUUUGCUCUAUAAGACACAGACCGCUGACCAGUUCUCCGACAGUCUUAUUGGUAGCUUUCAGAAAACUGUGAUGCAACUCUACGAUAUGGGAGCACGACGAAUCGGUGUAACGUCACUGCCGCCACUUGGCUGCCUCCCCUUGGCAAUCACGGUGUUCGGCCAUGGGAGCAACAGUUGUGUGCCGAGGUUAAACAGAGAUGCCCAAAUGUUCAACCGAAAGCUGGAUACCGUCAUCGACUCGCUAUCGACGUUGUACCAUGAUCUCAGGAUUAUGGCUUUGGACAUCUACACGCCUUUGUACAGUCUUGCUACCUCUCCUGGUUCACAAGGCUUCACGGAGGCGAGGCGAGGAUGCUGCGGAACAGGGUUAGUAGAAUUUACGGUGCUCCUUUGCAACCCCAUGUCAAUUGGCACUUGUCCAAAUGCGACAACAUAUGUGUUUUGGGACGCUGUUCAUCCGUCAGAAGCAGCCAACCAAAUGAUUGUGGACUCUUUCCUCCCAAAGAUCAUCGCCAAUCUGACUACAUAA